This is a messenger RNA of Symbiodinium natans, 1449 nucleotides long. Lineage: Eukaryota; Dinophyceae; Suessiales; Symbiodiniaceae. The record is from the annotation of a GenBank genome assembly.
AUGGCACUUCCUCCAUGGGUAGAUCCAUGGGCCGGCGCGGAUAUAUGGGACUUAGCGGCAAGUCCGUGGGCUGGUGUAGCUCCGGCGCAACGCGGUCCCGCAGGUCGAGUGCAGCGAGAUGAGCGCGGCGAUGUGCCAGAGAAGUGCAUCCGGGUGCAUCGCUUGAACGGGGAGGUGCUUGAAGUCUCCCUCACGAUCCAGGAGGCCAACAACCUCACGUCGAACAGAGACUUGAAGCAAUGCCUCGCCAGACAUGACUGCAGCAUGCCAGGAGCACCCUACUUCCUGUGCCAGAUUCGCCUGAUACACGUGGACACCGGCCGGGAGAUCCAGGAUGGCAGCGUGAAUUGGGAGUGGCUGGAGAAAGGCUCGCUGCAGUACGUGGUUAUUGAAGCGGACGUGAUGUCGGUUGCAUUCGAUGAAGAAUUGAUCUUCUCUUGCAAAGAUCUCGAUCUGUUGCUGGACCCACGGCUCCUGAUCAGCUAUGCCUUCAGGAUUUGCAAGCAGCGGGGCCAAGCCUUCUGCGAGCAUGUGUUUGGUGCCUGGGUCUUGGCAAUGCGGAGCCUUCCACACACCGAAGUGAAUCAUGUCGGCUCGCAUUUCUCUGGCAAGACAUUCCUCACCCGCUGUUUGGCCCUCCUUCAUGCAGUCGACAGAGAUGCAGAGGAUAUCAUGCGUGACGAGUAUCGCGGUGCCGCCGUUCGUUUUCAUCUAGAUGUUUCGGACUUCCAUGACAAGCGCUGGCCAGGGGAACCCUUCGAAGAUUUCCUCCACGAGAUUUUUGCAGGCUUGAUCAUCGAGCUCGUCAGGGAGAAGAUGGAUGUUGGAACUGUGGAAAAAACAUUUCUCUUCCACAAGUGUGAGACAGAUAAAAUCAAUCUUUGGAAGCUCGUGAGGGGGGAAAAGUACCCCUACAGGAACCGCCCGUCGGGUUGCUCCGGGGGUCUGCGUUUCGGGCUGGGAGCAGACCUCAUGAUCGCCCUGAUCGACAAAGGUCUCCCCAGAUGGUGCUGGGCGGGUUGCUUGGGCCCUUUCAAUGACAAUCUUCUCCAGCACAUCAUAGAGCCAGCAACGAUAGGAGCAGCCAUGGACGGCAAAGACGCAGCGAAAGGGAGGCUUUGCAUAUAUCUGGCUCAAAAACUUCGGGUUGAAGAGCUGUGCCACCGGAACCAGGAUGGCAGAAGUGCGUUGUCCUACGCUGAGGAGUUUGCAGAGCACUUUGAAUCGAGGCCUUUUCAGUGGAGGCCGCCCUGGAUGCUGCAACGGCCGGAUCAAGCUGUUUGGAUUCAAGUGCGCGACGUGAUUAGGCAGGAGAUGGAGGCCCGCGUCAGGGCGUUUCAGGGGGACCUGCCUGCCUUGGUCGAGCUCACGCGGUCCGUGCGGGCAGGCCUGGAUGGCGACCUGGCUGUUUGCACAGAAGCUUUUGCCGAUUGCGUGUCAAGUUUUUAG